UCCUCCGAUCCGAUCCUCCCAGCGCGCGCGCGCGGCCCCUCGAUCGAUCGUCUCCUGCCAGCAGUGCCCCAGCGCCGCCCGCCCCCGGAGCAUGGCGUCGCCGGACCACCUCUUCGGCCUCCGCAACAGCUUCUACAUCGGCGCGUACCACGCCGCCAUCACCAGCAGCCAGUCCGUCCCCGCGCACGCGCUCUCCCCCGACGAGCUCGUCGAGCGCGACGCCAUACUCUACCGCUCCUACAUCGCCAUCGGCUCCCACCAGCUGGUGGUCGGCGAGAUCGGGCCCUGCGCCGCCACGGCGCUCCAGGCCGUCAAGCUCCUCGCGGUGUACCUCUCCGGCGACUCCGGGAACAGGGAAUCGGCAGUCUCCAGGCUUCGUGAGCUCCUGUCAGAUGCGGCGAUCGGGAGCAAUCCGAUCCUCCGGUUGAUGGCCGGCACCAUCUUCAUGCACGAACGCGAUUACGCCGAGGCUCUCAAGCACACCCACUCUGGUGGGAACAUGGAACUGCUUGCUCUGAAUGUUCAGAUAUACCUCCAAAUGCACAGGGCAGACCACGCAGAGAAGCAACUCAGGGUCAUGCAGCAGCUGGACGAAGACCACACGCUGACGCAGCUCGCUAGUGCAUGGGUCGACCUUGUCAUGGGUGGAUCCAAGGUCCAAGAAGCGCACCUCAUCUUCCAAGACUUGUCUGAGAAGUACCCGCCGACCUGCACGAUCCUUAACGGGAAAGCCCUGUGCUCGAUGCACAUGGGCAACUUCGAAGACGCGGAGGGCUUGCUGCUGGAGUCACUGAACAAGGACGCCAAGGAUGCUGAAACUCUCGCGAACCUCACGGUGUGCAGCCUGAAUCUGGGAAAACCUGCAACGCGAUACCUCAACCAGUUGAAGCUAGUAAACCCGGAGCACACGCUGGUGAAGCGAAUGUCCUCCGCCGCCGACAGUUUCGACAGAGCCUGCCAAGCGAUGGCAUGAACUCGAUUGAUUUGCUGUACCCGUUGCCUUUUCUCUGGGUUAAAUCAGAAUAACCCUGUCAUCUUCUCUGAAGCAGAGCAGCUAGUACGUGCUUGGAUAAGUUUACUACUCGCGAUUAGUAGACAUGCCGUGCCUGUCAAUAAAUUUGUGUGGUAGGAUCUUGACUAUGAUAAGAAUUAAGAAAGAUUACCUUCUGAUG
Messenger RNA from Panicum hallii, 1172 nucleotides. Its product is annotated as coatomer subunit epsilon-2-like. The transcript is spliced from 7 exons. The coding region runs from base 92 to 973 and encodes 293 amino acids. Gene Ontology annotation, biological process: endoplasmic reticulum to Golgi vesicle-mediated transport; intra-Golgi vesicle-mediated transport; retrograde vesicle-mediated transport, Golgi to endoplasmic reticulum. The record is from RefSeq and is a predicted model, not a curated record. Gene Ontology annotation, molecular function: structural molecule activity; protein binding. Lineage: Eukaryota; Viridiplantae; Streptophyta; Magnoliopsida; Poales; Poaceae. Gene Ontology annotation, cellular component: COPI vesicle coat.